AAUACCUUUUUAGUUUUUGUAUGUACAAUAUUUAAAUCAUGGUGUUAAUCCGCAGUAUAUCUUUACUGAAAGUAAAUAACUUUCUGAAGUCUUUUAUCAAAGUUAAAAAAAUAAUAGUCCGAAACGUGUCCCAGGAACAUUUUGUCAGCGGCACUUUAGAGCUGGAGAAACCCCUGAAUGCUUACUAUUACCAUUUUACUCAUUUAAAAUUACCGGAGAAGAAGGUACUUGCGACGUAUGUUUGGAUUGAUGGUAGUGGUAUUAAUAUGCGUUCAAAAGACCGAGUUCUCUCCGAAAUACCGUGCGAUUUAUCGAAGAUACCCAAAUGGUCAUUCGACGGGAGCUCAACAGGACAAGCAAAAACUGCCAACUCCGAGGUUUUAUUAAUUCCUGUUGCAAUGUACAAAGAUCCAUUUCGCAAAAGUCCUCAUGUACUCGUUCUUUGUGAGACCCUACAGGGUGAUGGUACUCCUACCAACACUAAUCAUCGGGCGAAAUGUGGGUGUGUUUUGAAUACAAUUUCAGAUCAGGAACCAAUGUUCGGCAUAGAACAGGAAUAUACAAUGUUUCAUGAUGACCUGUGGCCUUUAGGUUGGCCGAAGUCAAGAGGUUUUCCAGUUCAAUGUAAACAUGAAUUUUCGUACUGUGGUAUCGGACCGUAUGUUGUCGGGCGUGACAUUGUUGAAUGUCACACCAGAGCAUGCAUGUACUCCGGCAUGGAUUACGAAGGGUCUAAUGCUGAGGUAAUGAAAAGUAGUUGGGAAUUUCAAGUUGGUGCCACUGGAAUUAAGGCGGCCGAUGAUCUAUGGAUGGGAAGAUAUUUGCUUCAUAGAAUAGCAGAGCAAUUCAAUGCUGUUAUUAGUUUUCAUCCGAAACCUAUGGGUAAAUAUCAACCAGGUAUUGGAUGUCAUCACAAUUUCAGCGUUAAAAAAAUGAGAUGCGAUGGAGGAAUUACAGAAAUAGAACGAGUGUGCAAAGUUUUAUGCGAUAAUCACGAAACUUAUAUGGAAAAUUAUGGGCUCAACGAUAGCCAAGAAAACAAAAAAAGAUUGCAAGGAUCAUUUGAAACUGCUCGUUUUGAUACAUGUAGGUGGGGCGUGGGCGACCGAAGUGCGUCUAUAAGGUUACAGAGAAGUGUAGCUAUGGCGCAAAAGGGAUAUCUUGAAGAUCGACGACCAGCAGGUGACUGUGACCCUUAUCGCGUGUGUGCGCUUCUCGCAGAAACAUGUACAUAAAAGCAAAAUCAUAUUAUGUAUAUACGAAUAAUAUAAAACAUCGUAUUACAAUCUAUUUACUAAUCAAUCCUGAAAGAAUUUGACAAUCUCACAGAAAAGAAGUUUUUGAAUAAAAUAAAGUAA
Molecule: messenger RNA, 1358 nt
Organism: Hyposmocoma kahamanoa
Lineage: Eukaryota; Metazoa; Arthropoda; Insecta; Lepidoptera; Cosmopterigidae
Product: glutamine synthetase 1, mitochondrial-like
Exons: 1
Coding region: 39-1235 (398 amino acids)
Cellular component (GO): cytoplasm
Molecular function (GO): glutamine synthetase activity
Source: RefSeq, a predicted model, not a curated record